Messenger RNA from Penicillium maclennaniae, 3195 nucleotides. RefSeq lists its product as uncharacterized. The record is from RefSeq and is a predicted model, not a curated record. The transcript is spliced from 4 exons. NCBI's taxonomy places the organism in Eukaryota, Fungi, Ascomycota, Eurotiomycetes, Eurotiales, Aspergillaceae. Bases 1 to 3195 code for a protein of 1064 amino acids.
AUGGCCAUCCAACGGGGGGACCAGAUUGCCCCAGCUGCUUCAUCCAGCACAGCCGACCCUUUGGUGAAGAAGUUUGGACAACUUCAUUUCCUCGAUGACAUAAUUCGUCUUCGAGCCUCAGAUUCAGUGCAAGAUCCUAUCUUGGCUUAUCCGAAUUCUGAGAAAGACGCGGCGUCUUACACAUAUUACACGGGACAAGAACUGGAUGAGAUGAUCAACCAGGCGGUCACAGUGUUGAUGAAGAAGGGAUAUGAGCCGGCCAAAGAUGAAGGGUGUAUAGUGGCACUCUUGACCCCAUCUGAUCUGCACAUGGUGAUCACAUUCUUCGCACUGAGCCGAUUAGGAUAUACAAUCAUGAUGUUAUCCCCAAGACUAUCCGCGGAAGCUUGUGUAUCAUUACUGGACACUGUAAACUGCGACACCGUCCUCUACGGCAAUACUGGCGACAUCCGCUCCACUAUGGGUGGAAUUUUGCAACGAAAACUUGUGAGCUGUCGUCCGAUGCCAAACGCCUCCUUUAGCAACACAGAAUCCUCGAUCUUGAUUCUUCGUCGAAAUCGCCACUCUGAGGCACUAAGAAACAGAAUUGCGUUGAUUCUUCAUUCGUCUGGCUCCACCGGUACACCCAAACCUCUCUAUCUCACCCACCGAGCGUUGAUGACCCACCCUCUUCGGGGACCUGGAAUGACUUCCUUCAAUCCCCUCCCUUGGUACCAUCUUCACGGACUUUCCACGGCAUUGCAGGCGAUUUGGAUGAGGAAGACGGCAUAUAUGUGGAACGCCGCUUUGCCACUGACAGCAGAUUCGGUGGUCUCUGUUUUGGAGGCUGCUCGGCCUGAAUCUGUAGCUGCCGUUCCAUAUAUGCUGCAAUUGCUGGUGGACAACCCCCGUGGUAUUGCAGCACUGCGGGGGUGUAAGUUGGUCACUUACGGGGGUGCACCAUGUCCAGAUGAGUUGGGAGAUCGUCUGGUGAGCGAUGGUAUUCCCUUCGGAGGAUCAUUUGGCCUUACCGAGGCGGGUUUGGUCGCCGAAUCCAUCUCUAGACCUCCAGACGACCCAUGCUGGAAUUAUCUACGAUUUUUCGACAACAUUCGACAGUACAUUUGGAUGAAGCCGAUUGGUGACUCCCUGUAUGAGUGCGUCUAUCUCAAAGGGCACCCCGCAUUGACAACAUCCAACUCGGACGAGCCACCAGGCUCAUUCCAUUCCAAGGACGUGUUCACUCCUCAUCCAACAAUUCCAGAUCGAUGGAAGUAUGCCUCUCGGUUGGACGAUCGCAUUACGCUUGUGAAUGGAGAGAAGGUUCUUCCACUGCCCAUUGAGGGGUAUAUCAAGCAAGAUGUUCUGAUUCACGAGGCGGUGAUUUUCGGGCUCGGAAAGGCCGUACCUGGUCUAUUGAUCUUCCAAUCCCAAGAAGCUGGCGAUGCGAACAUCUCAAACGAUCAAUAUAUUGAUACAAUCUGGCCAACUAUUGAGGGUGCGAAUGCUCGCGCUGAGCGUUUUUCUCAAAUCUCUCGAGACAUGAUUGCAGUCUUGCCUUUUGCUUCCAAAUUUCCUCGAACCGACAAGGGCUCCAUGAUUCGGGCGCAGGUAUAUCUACAAUAUGCAGAGGUCAUCGAAAGUAUCUACAAAAAUGCAGAGCAAGUGGUGGGCGACCUCCGUCUUGAUCUUACAGGAACACAAUCUCGUCUCAUGGACUUCUGUCGAGGGAGUCUCGGAGUUUCCCUUUCUGGCGUGGAAGCCGAUUUCUUCGCUGAAGGUAUCGAUAGCCUCAAGGCCAUCCAUCUCCGACGACUAAUUCUCCAGAAUUUCUCCUUUGAUCAAGAUGCACUCCCUCAAAAUGUGGUUUACGAGACUGGCAAUGUCUUGCGCCUGGCAAAGCAUAUUUGCGCUAUACAAAAUGGGGAAAGUGUGGUGUCGAAAGACACCGACGCAGACUUUGUGAAGAAUCUAAUACAGAAAUAUUCUUCGUACCAACGACACAUCCCUCGAUCGGAAGUUGAUACAACUACAUGUUCCGUGAUCUUGACUGGAGCAACCGGUUCAAUCGGCGCCCACACUCUAUACGAGCUGCUCAACGAUGCUUCCAUUACAACUGUGUUCUGCCUGACACGGAGAACAGCUCCGCUAGAGGCCAUUAUCCGCAGUCUGAUCGAAAAAGAUCUCUUUAUCACUGCAGAGCAAGCUGCCAGGAUCGUCGCGCUGAAUAGCAGCCUUGAUGAGCCCGAGUUUGGUCUUGGUGACGAACUCUUGAUACGCUCCAUGAAAGAAUCUGUGACACAGAUUAUCCAUGCAGCAUGGCCGGUCAACUUUAAUCUUGCGCUCGCCCAAUUCGAGCCACAUAUCCGAGGACUCCACAAUCUCAUCCAAUUUUCGCUGUCCGUACAACGACCUGAGCCCGCCACAUUGGUCUUCUGUUCCUCAAUCUCAACAGCCCUAGCAUCCCCUUUGACUGAAAUUCCAGAAGGCCCCAUAUGCCUCGACAGCGCAUAUAUGGGUUAUGGACAAUCCAAAUUGAUCGGCGAGCACAUAGUCAGCGUCGCACGCGCAUCAGGAGCCAGAGCCUUCUCACUCCGAAUUGGACAAGUAUCGGGCCACUCAAAAAAGGGUCUGUGGAACGACAGCGAAGCUUUACCAUUGCUGAUACGGUCAGCAUUGACGUUGAAAGCACUACCGGAAAUGGACCAGCCAUGUUCCUGGCUCCCCGUCGACAAAGUUGCAUCGACGAUAAUCGAGCUGACGAAGACUUGCUCGGCCCCAGGUGAGAAAAGUACGGAGGGUGACACGUCCCGUUCCACCGAAACCAGCGCAGAUGAUUCUAUUUACAACGUGUGUAACUCGCGUGAGUUCUCGUGGUCCGCAAUGCUAGAGUCCUUGUCCCGAAGUGGAUUCCAAUUUGAGACCGUAUCCAUGGAGAAAUGGUUGGACAUGCUACGUGAGAGUGAGCUUCGUGGAGAGGAAUAUGUCAAUCCGGCUGUGAAGUUGAUCGGACAUUACGAGGCGAUGUAUGGAGGAAAGUCAUCGGGUGUGCGGCUUGGGCCGAAAGUGUUUGCCACGGCCAAGGCGGAAAGAGAUAGCGUCACCUUACGCAACGAUCGCUUGAGAAUUAUUGAGGACGGUAUUCUGAAUUGCUAUGCGCGAGAUUGGCUGAGUCGGUGGAUGACUCCACAGACUGAACAUCAUGGCAUCAGGUAG